AGGAUCCACGACACAGCGAAGACGAGACCACCACACGCCCGCACGCACGCCUCAAACAGCGAAGCUUUUGAUCGACCGAUCAUCCCUGGCCAUGGCCAAGCACGGCAGCUUCUCCGGGAGCUCGCCAGAGGACGACGACACUGAGACGCCACUGCUGCUGCCCGUUCACCGCGACGAAGCCGCCACCACGGCAGCUGGCCGACGUCAGGCGUCGCCGCUCCUGAAGGCUCUGCUCGCGCACAGGUAUCCGGCGAUCGCGUCGGGCCCCGCGGCGUGCGCGGCCGUGUGCGCGCUCGUGGACCUCGGCGGCACGGCGCCGAGGAACAUGCUGGGCGUGCUGGCGUGGGUGUUCCUGUGGUGGGUCACGGACGCCGUGCCCCUGGCCGUGGCGUCCAUGGCGCCCCUGUUCCUCUUCCCGGCCUUCGGCAUCUCCUCCGCCGACGCCGUCGCCAAGGCCUACAUGGACGACGUCAUCGCCCUCGUCCUCGGCAGCUUCAUCCUCGCCCUCGCCAUCGAGCGCUACCACAUCCACCGCCGCCUCGCUCUCAACAUCACGGCGCGGUUCUGCGGGGACCCGGUGCGGCCGUCGCUGCUGCUGCUGGGGAUCACCGGCACCACGGCGUUCGUCAGUAUGUGGAUCCACAACACGGCGUGCACGGUCAUGAUGAUGCCCGUGGCGACGGGGAUCCUGCAGCGGCUCCCGCGGGAGCGGGACGGCGGCGCGGGCCAGGAGGAGGACGAGGUGCGGCGGUUCUCCAAGGCGGUGGUGCUGGGCGUGGUGUACGCGUCGGCAAUCGGCGGGAUGGCCACGCUGACGGACACCGGCGUGAACAUCAUCCUGGUGGGGAUGUGGUCGGCAUACUUCCCGGAGCAGGAGCCCAUCACCUUCAGCUCGUGGAUGACCUUCGGCCUACCCAUGGCGCUGGUCCUGUUCGUGGCGCUCUGGGUCACUCUCUCCUUCGUGUACUGCUCUGACAACACCGGAAAGGCACUCUCGGCCUACCUCGACAGGGGUCACCUCAGAAGAGAGCUCAGCUUGUUAGGUCCGAUGGCUUUCGCAGAGAAGAUGGUCUUGGCCGUGUUUGGGGGUUUAAUUGUGCUAUGGAUGACUAGAACCGUGACAGAGGACAUCCCUGGGUGGGGAAUUCUCUUCCACAAUGAAGUUGGGGACGGAACAGUCACUAUCAUGAUGGCCACGUUGCUGUUCAUAAUCCCGAACGGGAAAAGCGAGGGGGAGAAGCUUAUGGACUGGAACAGGUGCAGGAAGCUGCAGUGGAACAUCGUCCUCCUCCUCGGCGCGGGCUUCGCCAUCGCCGACGGCUUCAGGACCAGCGGCCUGACCAACAUCCUCUCGGAUGGGCUCAGGUUCCUCGAGGGCGCGCCGGUAAUGGUGAUCGUGCCCGUAGCUUGCAUUUUUAGUGGGGUCAUCACGGAGUUCACCUCCGAUGACGCGACUGCGACGCUGGUGCUGCCUCUGUUUGCUGAACUGGCCAAGUCUAUCGAGGUGCACCCGGCGCUGCUUAUGAUCUCCGGCGCGGUCGGGGCUCAGUUGUCGUACUUGUUCCCCACCGGAUCACCGUCAAAUAUCGUUGGGUUCAGUACUGGAUACAUUACCAUCAAGGAUAUGGUGGCCACAGGGUUGCCACUCAAGGUUGCUGGAGUUGCAACUCUGACGAUCUUGCUUCCAACACUAGGAUCUGUGAUUUUUGGGGGCAAGGACAACAAAACAUAGGUACCUGAAUGCGAAGUUUUGGAACCUUUCUGCCUUAGGGCCACUUUUUUUUAGGCUUAUGCUUAUAGAGAAGCUGGCUUAUGGAUUAUGGUGGGGAGAAAUUUCGAUGUGGAGUAGCUAUGAGAAACUGUCUUAGACCCUUCUUUUCGGCUUAUGAAAAUUAAGCUUAUAUUUUGUGUUGUGUUGUGUCAAGACUGUAAAGCCCCUAAAAUUUAAUCGUGCCUUUGUCAAUACAAAAUAUAUUGUUUUACACAUAUAUAAGAAAGAAAAUGAGAACCAGGUCAUUCUUGU
Messenger RNA from Lolium perenne, 2023 nucleotides. RefSeq names its product tonoplast dicarboxylate transporter. Lineage: Eukaryota; Viridiplantae; Streptophyta; Magnoliopsida; Poales; Poaceae. Gene Ontology annotation, cellular component: plasma membrane. Gene Ontology annotation, molecular function: transmembrane transporter activity. Gene Ontology annotation, biological process: transmembrane transport. The record is from RefSeq and is a predicted model, not a curated record.